AGGGUGCCGUCCCAUGGCGCGUAUCGAGAUACGCGCGUAUCGGGCGUAUCGACUCUGCGACCAAUCACAGACGAUCCGCCGUUUUUGAUACGCUUAACAAUCUUUUGAACAUUGUUUAAGCGGAUCGCACACUCACAUAGUUCCAUCGUAACGUACGUGUGGGUCGAGCCCUCCUUCUUGGGUUCAGGUGCCAUAUUGAGUGUAGAAAGUGCACUAGUGGCACUAGAGCAGUAGAGAAAAGAGAAGAAACGGAGUAUUUACAUACGAGGUGCGUGCAAUUAGGAAUUAUUGCGAUCUAAUACACAACAGAAUACUCAGGAGAAUUUGGACAGUUUCCCGCAAAGCUGAUCGUUAACCCGAAUCGAAGGCCGACACAAGCAGGAUUGUCAGAUUCUCGAGGAAGGGCCGCGUGUUCAUCGGACUGAGACACUAUACGACCAACGCUAUCCGGUCCGACGCAUCUAUGCCCGUAGUACAUGCGGUUAAGGCGAAUAGACGCUCGGAAUUGAAGAUUUUACUUUCGCUGGCCGCCCCCGCUUGCUCUCUUUGUGAUAUUUCUCAUAGGCGGUGUGUGAGCAACUUUGGCAGAGUUUGUCUAAUGUCGACGGCGGGGCACAGAAUCACGCAGUCCCUUAGGAAACAGGCGUACGCCGCUAUCCUUCAACAGGAAACGGCAAUGUUUGACAGAGAAAGUACGGGAGAACUAGUCGGGAGAUUGAGCGAUACACAACUUAUUAGCUCCGCUGUCACGUCCAAUGUAUCAGAUGAUUUGCGCUCUGCUAUUAUGGCCAUUACAAGAAUGUCCAUGAUGUUUUAUGUCGCCGUCGCUAGCAUAAUAUCGAUUAAUGAAAGUAAUUUGGUUCAUAAAGGUGUGAGUGAGAUUGAUUUCUUUCUCGGCGCUGUAAAUGAACGCUCGUCCGCACUUUCUCUGUAUAUUUCGUGUUGUGAUACUAUUCGCUGUAAAACGUAUUCUCAAUCAGUGAUAUAUAUUGUAAUGAUUACUUGUAAUAAAAAUAAAUCUGAUUAACUGAGUUAUUGUCACUGA
This is a messenger RNA of Temnothorax curvispinosus, 1045 nucleotides long. Its product is annotated as ATP-binding cassette sub-family B member 10, mitochondrial-like. The record is from RefSeq and is a predicted model, not a curated record. The transcript is spliced from 3 exons. Lineage: Eukaryota; Metazoa; Arthropoda; Insecta; Hymenoptera; Formicidae. The coding region runs from base 464 to 1027 and encodes 187 amino acids. Gene Ontology annotation, molecular function: ATP binding; ABC-type oligopeptide transporter activity. Gene Ontology annotation, cellular component: membrane. Gene Ontology annotation, biological process: transmembrane transport.